Messenger RNA from Sinocyclocheilus grahami, 2657 nucleotides. RefSeq names its product protein FAM167A-like. Bases 315 to 917 code for a protein of 200 amino acids. The transcript has 3 exons. The record is from RefSeq and is a predicted model, not a curated record. NCBI's taxonomy places the organism in Eukaryota, Metazoa, Chordata, Actinopteri, Cypriniformes, Cyprinidae.
GUUAUUGUGCUCUCCACUAGAGCAGGACGCGAGGGGUGCAAGUGCCUGACAAACUACUAUGAAGGAAAGGAUCAAGAAGCAAGAUGUGUUAGGACGGCUACGCUACGGAGAUGAUACUGCUGGAAGAAUGGAAGCUCAGUAUCUGCAUUGCUGAUUUAAUUUAUAGUCCCACAGACACAACAUCCUGGUUACUGCAAGCAAAUCCAAAAGUUUUCUGUAUCAUUAUUGAUCAAACAAGGCAAUGACAUCACCUGACCACUUAAAUUGAUUUUCACUGUUUAUUUUCUCGACACUAACCACUUCCUCAUAAGGCCAUGGAUGCCAGCUCAAUACCUCAGAUUAAUAUAGAGGACUAUGAUGGCCUUGAGGUUGCCCCAGAUGAUCAUUUGAGAAACUUGAAAGCAUUGACUGAGAAGCUCAGACUUGAGACCAGAAGGCCGUCCUAUCUUGAGUGGAAGGAACGAGUGGAAGCUCAAAGCUCCAAAGGUUUAGUCGUGUCAGAGGUCUCAUCAGAGCUGGAGAAAAGUGUUGGACUGAAGCCCAACGUCACACCUCAGAAUCAACAAGUGACUGCAGGGAAUGCCCUGAUUUCCAGAAGCCUUGGAGGGUUUGAUAAUAUUGACGAAGCUCUUGUUUGGCUUAGAAAAGAACUGAUGGAGAUGCGCAUCCAGGACCAGCAGUUGGCCCGCCAACUUAUGCGACUACGCGGGGACAUCAACAAACUCAAAGUGGAGCAGACGUGUCACCUGCAUCGCCGAAUGCUCAACGACGCCACCGUUGGUCUGGAGGAGCGUGAUGAGCUGUCGGAUCUUUUGUGUGAUGGACCCGUCACUCCAGGGUUUGGCCUCUCUUCACCACUGCGCCUCAUUGGUGUCACCAAGAUGAACAUUAACUCCAGACGCUUUUCCCUUUGCUAGCCAACUGCAAAAGAAAAGAAUCAAGGGAGUCAUAAUUGACUACCCUGGUAGUCAGUGUUGAAGCGAAUAAUUUUAGACAACUGUUUAGGAACCCAUAAGAACUGUUGUCACAGAACAUCCUGUGCCUCUUGUUCUAUGCACUUGUGCCAGUGAAACCUUUUCAGUUAAUCAAAUGAACAAUAGAUAGUGACUUCUAAAAAAUGUCUGAUCCACUAGCCAUGGCUCAAUCCCUUAGAUACAGACCUUGUUGUGGUUAUGAGAUAUCAACUGAUGUCACUUACCACACACAUGCUCUGUUACAAAACCUUGUAAACUAUCAAAUACGCACCCUUUGAUGCGAAGACACGACCCUCAGUCUAAAAAUGAUUAAUUUUUAAGGAGUGGGUCCUUUAAGGCUUGUCAGUAAUCAGCCACUGUUAUGAUUGGCUAACGUCAUUGCAUAUGAAACAGUAUCAGUAUCACACCCUCAAUACUACAUGUGAAUAAGUGUUUUGAAAGGCCCAGUACUGCUUCAUCUUUCAACAAAAAUUUCUCCUUCAUCAUCUCAUGUUUGAAAUCCACCUAUGCUAAGGGCAUCCGUGCCUGACCUCUGCAAAAGUAUCCAAUUGCACCAAGUUUGACUUGACAGACAGGAGCACGUGCCCAGUGGCAGGUAAAGGAACCACCUCUUAACGAGCACAUAAAGCCUCUGCACACACUACUUUUACUCAAUUGACAUUCACUUCUCACGACCUCUGGAAAUUUACUCACAGCUCAUUGGUUGACUUCUUUGUCUACUUCUUUGACGUAUUUGUCAUUUUUACUAGGUCAGCUGUUUUAUUCUGCAAGCCGCACACACUCACACUUGUUACUAGGCUGUCCGUCUCUUACCUCGCCUUUUCCUCACUCCAUCUACUGUCCGCUACUCAUGGCUCUUUCAAAAUCGAAUCCAGCUUCCCCCGUGGACAACCAGUCGCGAGCCUGCCUGGCUACGUGAGGCACCCUCAUUGGCGCUUGGGAUCUUCUUUCCUUUGCAUUGUUUGCAUGGGUCUUAAACACUCUCAAGAAGCCAGCGAUCGGAGAGCUGUAGCCAUUGCUUAUAAGAAGCUCCUGCGUCGGAGGCUCAAGGUAGCCGCUACUCAGAGAGUCAACUUGGGAUUGUCUGACUCGGAUGGGGCCUCCUGCCAACAACUGGAGAAAGGGUCGCCAUCACCCGAUCUCUGGAAGGAAAUAGUCACAGUGAAUGUCCAAGCGUGCGGGCGCUCUGUGGCUCUCUCGGUGGUCAGAGAGCACAUACUGUGUUAAUCUUUUGCUUGAGUGCCGGUCGAGCCUGGCCAGGCUCUCUUCGGUCCUGUCGUCGCGCUAAUGCAGCAGCGCUGAGACGAUAAGAAAAAGGAGGACGAGGCUUUCAAACUUUGUCUUCCUAGGAAACCCGCCUCAUGCCAGACACUCUCUGAGCGGCCUCCUAACCUCCCUGCUACGGGACACCAUCCCCAUAAUGCAGGCAGGGCUCAUAGACCCUGCAGUAAGCCACCGGUGCAGCAGAGUGAGCCCCCACCUGCUAAACCCUGGGGGAAAAUGUCCUUUGCUACUGCCGCAGAGGUUAUCUGUCAGCUACAUUUGUCAGAUACUACAGGCUUGAUGUUACCCACACCCAGGUAGCUCAUUCAGUUUUAGGUGUGGGUUCUUUGCAGCCUUGUGCCCUUAGACCCUCUACACCUUUUAAGCCUGAGUUGUCCAGCUCGGCUUAUUCAUGUCAUU